This is a messenger RNA of Paramecium tetraurelia, 825 nucleotides long. RefSeq lists its product as uncharacterized. The record is from RefSeq and is a predicted model, not a curated record. The transcript has 6 exons. NCBI's taxonomy places the organism in Eukaryota, Ciliophora, Oligohymenophorea, Peniculida, Parameciidae.
AUGUAACAAUUAGGAGCAGCACAUCAAAAUGUACCUCCAGAAACCACCAUCCCAGAUACUGCUGAAUUAAGAUACAAUCAAGUGCUCUAGCCUUAAUUAAAAUGCUCAAACAUGUUAAAGCAGGCAUCCUCAUCGAAGUCAUUGGUCUCCUAUUGUGAGAUAUAGUAGAUGAUUAUCACAUCGGAGUCUAUGAUCUGUGUUUCUGUUGAAUCUGUCAAUCCUAUUUUUCAAUAAAAAAUGGUUCAACACCUCAAUUUAACUGGGAGAAUGAAAAUUGCAUAGGAUGGCAUCAUUCCCAUUAAUCAUAUGGAUGAUGGUUAUAAAGUGGUAAUGCCAAUUAUUCUCCAAUCGACAUCAAUACACAUUAAUCAUAUGAAUAUUGUUAUCGAUCCCAUUUAGACUGAUUCCCUAAUAAAUUAUGAUCACGCAAUAGGAACCACGCAGACCACUUCCAAUACUGCCAUCUUCAAAAACCUGGACUAGCAGCAUUACUAUUAUUUGAUCGAUAUCAAAUUUAAUUGCAAUGAUUUGGAGUAGAAGAUUAUUCCAGAACUUAUAUAAGAACAGGGAUUGAAAUGCAAUUCAGCAAUUGAAAAUAGCAAUAGAAAUGAAUAAUGCGUUGAGGAGAUGUCAAAAUUGGGAUGUGAGUAUUACAAAUUAAUUGGUAUUUAAUUCAGUUAGCAUUUAGAGUUGAGGAUGAAUCGAAAAAGGGAGAGUAGGUAACCAAAUAAAGAAUACAGGAAGGAAGGAUCCUAAAAGACAUCUGGAAUUGAAUGGUUGACGAAUUGUUAGAUGAAAAUCUUUAUGCCAUUUUGGGAAGAAUGA